Messenger RNA from Sporisorium graminicola, 1905 nucleotides. RefSeq lists its product as uncharacterized. NCBI's taxonomy places the organism in Eukaryota, Fungi, Basidiomycota, Ustilaginomycetes, Ustilaginales, Ustilaginaceae. The transcript has 2 exons. Gene Ontology annotation, molecular function: histone binding. Gene Ontology annotation, cellular component: nucleus. Bases 1 to 1905 code for a protein of 634 amino acids. The record is from RefSeq and is a predicted model, not a curated record.
AUGUCGACGCCGCUUUGCCUGCUCAGUAACACGGCGACGAGCAGCUCACUCGUCGGAGCCAUGUAUCGACCACCAGAUCCAACGAGCUCAGAAGCCGGACCCUCGCGUCCACGUCUCGAAUCAUCCAAGCCUCUACCCCCGUCCGAACAGCCCGACAAACCCAAGAAGCGACGACGACUGCAAUUCACCUCCCAGCUCCGCACUAGUAUUCAGCGCUACAAUCCCGAUGGCACUGAGACCGUCGAGUAUUUACACCAACAGUCCACACAACGACUCAAGCGCAAAUGGGACAGCAUCUUCGAACGCUUCAAGGACGCGCAUUUGCAGGAGCAGGACGAGAUAUAUCUCGGCAAUCGCGCAAAUGGAGAGCCCAUCGUCGUGGUCAAGGACAGAGGCAGCUUGAGAAGCUUGAGGCAGAGCAUGGAGUUUGGCGUUUUCAUCAAGGACGAAGAAUUGCAAGGAUGGAAGGAUCGGCCCGAAGCCAGAGAGAUGCAGGAGCAAGGGGACGACGACGAAGACGACUUUGAUCCAUCACGCAUGCCCUCCUCGCAUCGAGCUCAGAUCACGGGCGCAUCCAGCAGCGAGUCCGAGUCCGACGAAGAGGAUCCAGCUGCGAACGAUCCGGAUCUACGCGAAUUCUUGCAGGCAGAGGCGAGGCGCAAGGCCAUGCUGGGCAAAGUGGACGAGGACGAGGGUUCCGAUCAGCAAGAGGGUGAUGACCAUGUUGUCGACUUUGCCGAUCCCAUGUGGAACAACUAUCAGCCAACCCCUACGAGCAUUAUCUUGCAUCCGUCCAAGCAAGUCUCGUCAGCCAAACGCAGACUUAGUCAUCCCGCAGCGCCGUCUCAACCACAGAUUGAUACCCCAGAUCUGGUACUCUCGUCUUCAGAGGACGACAAUGAUACAGACAUCGUCACGGUUCACAGCGAUUCAGACGAAGAGCUCAUCGACUCUAUUCAGACGAAGCGACAGAACAUUGAAGAGCUUCUUCGGUGCACCACGCCUUUCGAAACAUUGCCUUACAACGACAUCUUUGGUCUCGCCGAUCUGCUCAAGAUUACCGACAACACAUCGCGCCUUUACGUGGAUCUCGUGUCGGAUGACGAGGACGAAGCUGCGUCUGCAGACGCGGACAAACCAAUGGGAGGUAAUGUUGGCAAUGAGGAAGUCAUCGACCUCACCAGUUCUAUGCCGAACUCUUCACUUGUUGUCGAUGCUGCUUCGUCGCCGCUGUUUGAAUUGGCGUCUUCUCGAGCAUCUUCGGUGAUUCCUGUCGCUCCGGCGUCAGAGCGAUCGGCAUCGCCCGAAGACGCUACGCUCUCAGAGGCUCCAUCACUCCAACCUACAACCGUGCAGCCUACGCAUGUGGAGGUCAUCUCCGCAGAAGUCAUGCCAAGUGAGGCAAAGCCCAUAGCGGCUGAGACUGUGCAGGCUUCCGGAGCAGUGGCGGCCCAGAGUCCUAAGGAGGAUCUGAGCCCUGCGGAGGAUGCGCCUGCUGUAGUCUGGGUUGAGCCUCGGCAGCAGGAUAAAGCAACACCGCCUCCUCCCGGCCCUCCAUCAUUGCAGAGUGCACAGUUGAGCCAGCCGGAGUCCAUACCAGCGGUAUCAGCCUCUGCUGUUGUAGAAACACCUUUGUCAAAGACAGCGACACCACCGCCUCCCUCGGCUCCAGCUCCGGCGACCUCAGUGACACCGGAAUCUGCAGCGACCUCGGCUGCCCAAGCGACUCUUGCGACUCCAGCAAACCCAACCUCUCCCGCUACUCCAUCCCGCGUCACACCCAGUCGUGAAACGCAGCCAUCUCAGCCGACGUCUUCACGCCACUCUUCUCAGAAUCACGCCGCACUCGUCAUCAAGGCGUCACGCCUCGUCUCCAGCAGCACACACAAAGCAGCACCAUUCUAG